Molecule: messenger RNA, 2228 nt
Organism: Anopheles funestus (African malaria mosquito)
Lineage: Eukaryota; Metazoa; Arthropoda; Insecta; Diptera; Culicidae
Gene: cpa
Product: F-actin-capping protein subunit alpha
Exons: 3
Coding region: 353-1222 (289 amino acids)
Biological process (GO): actin cytoskeleton organization; barbed-end actin filament capping
Cellular component (GO): F-actin capping protein complex; actin cortical patch
Molecular function (GO): actin filament binding
Source: RefSeq, a predicted model, not a curated record
AUUUCACCUCGUCGUCAUCGCAAUCGCAGCAAAAGAAAAACUAGAAGAAACCGAACUGGAGUCAAAAAAGCUGCAGAAAAAUUACACGCAGUGAGAAAGGAAUUCAGCUACAGAGAAAUUCGACGUAAGCAGCAAAACUCGGAGGAGUUGUGUGUUCGCCCAUCAUCUAGCAGAAAGUUGAAUAGGUGUGUAAGCAAAGAGUGUUCGAAAUAGUGCGAAAAAUUGCUAUCUGCUGUUGCUUCUUUUGGGUUGAAAGUGCUGCAUUCGUCGCAUCGCGGCUCAAGCAAGAGGGUUUCCUUGGAGCACCGAAGGUAGUAGCAUCCAGACAACAAACCUCACCACAGGCAACACAAUGGCGGAUGUCGACGAUGUGAUAAGCGACCAGGACAAGAUCCGAAUCGCGUCCGACUUCCUGAUGCAUGCACCGCCCGGCGAGUUCAACGAAGUGUUCAACGAUGUGCGCGAGCUGCUGAACGACGAUCGGCUACUGAAGGAAGGUGCCAGUGCCGCCUGCGCCCAGUACAACAAGGACCAGCUCACUCCAGUUAUUCUCGAGAACUCGGAACUGGCCGUGCUGAUCACAGAUUUUAACGAUCUCGGUGGUGGCCGUUUCUUCGAUCCACGAACCAAGCAAAGCUUCAAGUUUGAUCACCUGCGCAAGGAAGCUACCGAUCUGCAGAACCACGAUGGUGAUCACACGUCGGAACAAUGGCGCGCGAUGCUGGACAUCGAAACGCUCACAUACUGCGCCAAUCAUUAUCGCAACGGAUCCUGCUCGGUGUACGGCCGAACGGUAAACGGACAAAUUACGCUUAACGUCUGCAUCGAGGAUCACCAGUUCCAGCCGAAGAAUUUCUGGAACGGCCGGUGGCGCUCCGUCUGGGUGAUCACGUUCCCUGCGACCGGUGGCGGUACGGCCGAGCUGAAGGGAUCCCUGAAGCUACAGGUGCACUACUACGAGGACGGUAACGUGCAGCUCGUCUCGGCAAAGGACUGUCGCGAGACGGUACCGAUCACGAACGAGGCCAACACGGCAAAAGAGAUCAUACGACUGAUCGAGGAGAGCGAGCACGACUACCAGACGGCAAUAUCGGAAAACUAUCAGACAAUGUCCGAUACGACGUUCAAGGCGCUCCGGCGGCAACUGCCGGUAACGCGAACGAAAAUCGACUGGAGUAAGAUAGUAUCCUAUAGCAUCGGUAAGGAACUGAAAACGCAGUAGAACGGUAAGGUGUGGUACAGCCCGGUACGACGACGAGCCCGGUGAGAGUGCACGAUCGGAUGUGCUGGCAGUCCGAAAGCAAGAAGCAAACAUAUAGGAGCUAAGGCAUGUUAAAGGGCAAAAAAAGAACGCGACACAGCAGAGCGAUAAUGCAAGAUAGAAAAAUGGGAGGAAAGCUUUUUUUUUGUUAGUUUCAUUCGUACAAUAUAGCAAAACCAUGCUAAUGGAGUAUCGAGGAGGGAGGGAUCAGGAAAAACAGAAACGUGGCGUUGGCGGACAGGUAUGUGCAUGCAAGCGAUCCACACGAAAGGGCCAAAGUUCUUUUGCACCUUCCAUCACUAGUAUUUAAACGCGCGCCGUAAAAUGGUUGGCAGGAACGAUGUGGCACAUUCGACCUUCCGGUGUUCCUCUCCUGCGUAGAGGAUGAUCUCUGUUAGUUGCUUGUUUUGCUGCUUUGGAUCGUCGUUUAUUGGAGCUUUGCUGGGACUGCGCCAGAUCGACAGGUGUCUUUUUCACUUUUUUGAUUUUUCACUUUAUCCAUUUUUUUAUUUUAACAACUACGCAGUAGUGUAAGUAACACACUUCAGUGCAUGAGAAAUAGAACAGAUUGAGGAAGGAAGGGUAAAGUUUUGAACGCAUACUGCAGCAAAAGGAUGAAAGCACAUACACGAGGAAGAUGUAGCGCCUGGUGAAUGAUGAAGCGAAAGGUUAAGCUAAACAAACAUGGGAAAUAAAUAUGUAAAGAAAACAAGAAUAAAACUAUUUAAAUAUUUCAACCCUUCCUUCCCAUCCUUCACGAAAAGAAAGUGAUGAACCAGGUAACUAACGCAAACGACAUCGGAACAAACAGAAAAAAAACCUUUGGGUAAUCAUCCAAAAACCGGAGAAUGUCUAAGCACGAUCGUGAUGGAUAAUGCAUUUUUCUACCCAAUGCACUUUGCAGUUACAUUUGUUAACGGAUGGAUGGGAGUGGAUUAAUAAAGUGCAGGAAAAGAUUUGUUUUUUU